UUGACUGGAAAUAAAAAUACCAGAAUGCAGAAGCAGCAGGGAAAUGUGAAACAACUUUUCUUUCCUAGAGUGAUUGCUCAAGAAGACCCAGAGAGCAACAUCAACAUGAAACGUGGGAUGAAAAAGGAAGAAAUAUUCCAAGAGUCAAAAACAGAGGAAACUGGCAUUGAGAAAAGGACAUUUCAAAAGGAGGAAAACCCUUGCCCAAACGAAAACCUCAUUGCAGCCCUUGAUAUCAACCCAAUCCUGAGAUGCAUCUCAGACAUGGAGAGCACCCUAGAUGAUCAGUGGUUAACCUCCCCUCAUAAACAGGGUUCCCCAUCCCCUCAUAAAUCUAACCACCUGUACCAGGGCCAGGGUGAACCUCACAAGCAGGAGUCUUGUAGUGCCGUCCUCUUUCCGUCUACAACCCAGAAGCCUAAUGCAGCCGUAGCAUAUUUCGCCACUGAUAAAGGCAAGGUAAAGGCAACACCCAAGAAACCAGCAGAUAAAAGGGUGACCAACAAAGGGGAGGCCUACCUGGGCAAUAUCAUGACCUUUGUCGCGUGGCUAAACAGUCAAAACCAUCCGAGGGCCAAUUGUGCAGGCAGCCUUCCUGUCGCAGAGCUGGACAAGUUAUUGGUUGCAUUCUUCCAGUAUGUGUGGGAGACGUCCCACCUGGAAGCCCUGAGCAGUAGCACCUUCACAACUUACGUCCGUGUGCUGGAUCAUGAUCUACAGAACCAGGGAUGUAGAUUUAGUAUCCGAAAGUCCGCUGAGUUUCCAAACACCGUCAGGAAGCUGUACAGCUGUUGCCAGCAUUUCAAGCAGAGAGAGUGGGACAGAGACAUCUUGGUGAUCCAGAGCUUGAGGAAAGAAGAGGAGGCUAAACUGAGACGGAGAGGAAUCCUGUCUAGGGCCACACCAGACGGGCUGUUCAACCUGGUCCUGCUCAACAACAUCAGGGCCUUUGGGAAAUUCCACCUCCAGGGUGUAUGGCCUGUGCGCACCGCCGACUUCCAAAUGACCACAGAGAACCACCCAGGGACGGGUAACGGGGAAGAACUGGAGUACCUGGAAUGGAACAACACUAAUAUCCCAGACCAGUGUGUGGUGCGGCUGCACGGCUUGGCAGACAAUCCUGAACAGUGCCCCCUACAGGACUACAAGCUCUAUGAAUCCAAGAAGGCUGGAAGCCACCGGGUUGGCACUGAGCCAAUGUAUUGUUGCCCAUUGAGCCAGUGCAGUGUCUGGGAUGAUUACUGGUUCAGUCGCCAAGCCAUAUCUAAACUUCGUCUGGCCAAGAUUAUCAAGGUUCUGAGUUACCACAUCCUCUCUGUUCGUAAUGGGAAAUCAGCAGCAGUAUAUUAGUUGAACAAGGCUGCUUAAACAGAAAGUAGUUUGUAAUUUACUUAAGUACUGUGUGAAUACAUACAUUCAAAAUAAAAUAUCCAAGCAU
Messenger RNA from Esox lucius (northern pike), 1438 nucleotides. RefSeq lists its product as uncharacterized. The transcript has 2 exons. The record is from RefSeq and is a predicted model, not a curated record. NCBI's taxonomy places the organism in Eukaryota, Metazoa, Chordata, Actinopteri, Esociformes, Esocidae. Bases 25 to 1350 code for a protein of 441 amino acids.